AUGCAACGACGUCUUAGGCUCAAUGUAAUCGUUUGCUACCUCAUCGCACUGUCCGCGUUCACCGGGAUCGUCAGAGCGAUGCUCAUGUUUGACAAAGUGGAUGCUGAAUCAUCUUGUCUUCUGUCGAUGUGUGAUGUGGAUUCGGGUUGUGUACCGGUCGGGUGUUCGGUGGAUCAAAAUGAAAGAAUCGGUUGCGGUUAUUUCAAUCUCAACAUCUACCAGUUUCGGCAAUGCUAUCAACCCGGGAAAAAAGAUGACGAGAAUGAGGAAGAAGCCUGGAUGCAUUGUGCAGAGGAUUAUCACUGCUCAGCGAAUUGUAUCCGAAUCAUAGCCUCACGAUUUCGACUGAAAUGCUAUGGAAAAAGCGAUUGUGAGACGAUGGCUCGAAUCCACGAUGGGGGAGCCAACGGGUGUCGAGACUCGAACACUGCUACUUACUGGAAAAAGGUGCGAAAUUUAUGUGGUGACGCUUGCAACAAGCCGAUUUUCCGACGCCAA
Molecule: messenger RNA, 498 nt
Organism: Mesorhabditis belari
Lineage: Eukaryota; Metazoa; Nematoda; Chromadorea; Rhabditida; Rhabditidae
Source: the annotation of a GenBank genome assembly